AUGGUGCAUGGAUUUGGGAAAGUCUACAAGGGCCUCAUUGAUAAUGGGUCAGUUUCUGUGGCCAUAAAGCGGUGGCUAGUAUCAAAUCCGAGUCAAGGGAAUGGGCAAGGCCAGACAGAAUUCACGGUGGAGAUUGAAACACUGACUCAGUUUCGCCAUCGUAACCUAGUCUCUCUGAUUGGGUCCUGCGAUGAGGAGGGAGAGAUGAUUCUUGUUUAUGACUACAUGUCAAAGGGAACGCUGGCUGAUCACCUCUACAAUCAGUCAACACUCCCGUGGAAUGAACGCCUUAAGAUAUGCAUUGGAGCUGGCCGAGGUUUGGACUAUCUUCACUCUGGUUGUUCCAUCAUACAUCAUGAUGUCAAGCAUACAAACAUCCUUCUGGAUGAAAAUUGUACAGCCAAGGAUCUACAACAAAGGAUCAAAGUGAGGUUGAAGUUGAUAAAGCUGUCAAAGGCCUUUCCUGCCACUGCCAUGAAAGAAGAUGAUGUUCCUUAUGUUCUAUUCGGUGAAACAUAG
This is a messenger RNA of Salvia hispanica, 519 nucleotides long. The record is from RefSeq and is a predicted model, not a curated record. Lineage: Eukaryota; Viridiplantae; Streptophyta; Magnoliopsida; Lamiales; Lamiaceae.